This is a messenger RNA of Dipodomys spectabilis (banner-tailed kangaroo rat), 4594 nucleotides long. It is a transcript of the gene Ptprk, whose product is annotated as protein tyrosine phosphatase receptor type K. Gene Ontology annotation, cellular component: membrane. The coding region runs from base 44 to 4411 and encodes 1455 amino acids. Gene Ontology annotation, molecular function: protein tyrosine phosphatase activity; protein binding. Gene Ontology annotation, biological process: protein dephosphorylation. Lineage: Eukaryota; Metazoa; Chordata; Mammalia; Rodentia; Heteromyidae. The transcript is spliced from 32 exons. The record is from RefSeq and is a predicted model, not a curated record.
CCAGCUCUUUACAAAGCUGCUUGAAACUUCUUCCAAACUCGCCAUGGAUUCGGCGGCGCCGGCGCUGCCCGCUUUUGUGGCGCUGGUGCUCCUCUCCCCGUGGCCUCUCCUGGGGUCAGCCCAAGGCCAGUUCUCCGCAGGUGGCUGCACUUUUGAUGAUGGUCCAGGAGCCUGUGAUUACCACCAGGAUCUGUAUGAUGACUUUGAAUGGGUACACAUUAGUGCUCAAGAGCCCCUUUACCUGCCACCUGAAAUGCCUCAAGGUUCAUAUAUGAUAGUGGAUUCUUCAAAUCAUGACCCUGGAGAAAAAGCUCGACUUCAGCUGCCCACAAUGAAGGAGAAUGACACUCACUGCAUUGAUUUCAGUUACUUGUUAUAUAGCCAAAAUGGGUUGAAUCCUGGCACUUUGAACAUAUUAGUGAGGGUGAAUAAAGGACCUCUUGCUAAUCCAAUUUGGAAUGUGACUGGAUUCACUGGGAGAGAUUGGCUUCGAGCUGAGCUAGCAGUAAGCACCUUUUGGCCCAAUGAAUAUCAGGUAAUAUUUGAAGCUGAAGUCUCAGGAGGAAGAAGUGGUUAUAUUGCCAUCGAUGACAUCCAAGUACUGAGUUAUCCUUGUGAUAAAUCUCCUCAUUUUCUCCGCCUGGGGGAUGUAGAAGUCAAUGCAGGGCAGAAUGCUACAUUUCAAUGCAUUGCUACAGGGAGAGAUGCUGUGCACAACAAAUUAUGGCUCCAGAGACGAAAUGGAGAAGAUAUACCUGUGGCCCAGACUAAGAACAUCAAUCAUAGAAGAUUUGCUGCUUCCUUUAGAUUGCAAGAAGUGACCAAAACCGACCAGGAUUUGUAUCGCUGCGUAACUCAGUCAGAACGCGGUUCUGGUGUAUCCAAUUUUGCUCAACUUAUUGUGAGAGAACCACCAAGACCCAUUGCUCCUCCUCAGUUGCUUGGCGUUGGGCCUACAUAUCUACUGAUCCAGCUAAAUGCCAACUCCAUCAUUGGUGAUGGUCCCAUUAUCCUGAAAGAAGUGGAAUAUCGCAUGACAUCAGGGUCCUGGACAGAAACCCAUGCAGUCAAUGCUCCAACUUACAAGCUCUGGCAUUUAGAUCCAGAUACCGAAUAUGAGAUCCGUGUCCUACUUACAAGACCUGGAGAAGGUGGAACCGGGCUCCCAGGACCACCGCUCAUCACUAGAACAAAAUGUGCAGAACCUAUGAGAACCCCAAAGACGUUAAAGAUUGCAGAGAUACAGGCAAGACGGAUUGCUGUGGACUGGGAGUCCUUGGGUUACAAUAUCACUCGGUGCCACACUUUCAAUGUCACUAUCUGCUAUCAUUACUUUCGUGGUCACAAUGAGAGCAAGGCAGACUGUUUGGACAUGGACCCCAAAGCCCCUCAACAUGUCGUCAGCCAUCUCCCACCGUAUACAAAUGUCAGCCUCAAGAUGAUACUCACCAAUCCGGAAGGAAGGAAGGAGAGUGAAGAGACCAUCAUCCAAACUGAUGAAGAUUUGCCUGGCCCUGUUCCAAUCAAAUCUCUCCAAGGAACAUCCUUUGAAAACAAGAUUUUCUUGAACUGGAAAGAGCCUUUGGACCCAAAUGGAAUCAUCACACAAUAUGAGGUCAGUUAUAGCAGCAUAAGAUCAUUUGAUCCUGCAGUACCAGUGGCUGGUCCUCCCCAGACUGUAUCAAACUUGUGGAAUAGUACGCAUCAUGUAUUUAUGCAUCUCCACCCCGGAACCACCUACCAAUUUUUUAUCCGAGCCAGCACAGUCAAGGGCUUUGGGCCAGCCACAGCCAUCAAUGUGACAACAAAUAUCUCAGCUCCCACUUUGCCUGACUAUGAAGGAGUCGAUGCUUCUCUCAAUGAAACUGCCACCACAAUCACUGUGCUGUUGCGACCAGCCCAAGCCAAAGGUGCACCAAUCAGUGCUUAUCAGAUUGUCGUGGAAGAAUUGCACCCACAUCGAACCAAGAGAGAAGCCGGGGCCAUGGAAUGCUAUCAGAUUCCUAUCACCUACCAAAACGCCAUGAGCGGGGGUGCACCUUAUUACUUCGCUGCAGAACUACCCCCCGGGAAUCUACCCGAGCCUGCCCCAUUCACGGUGGGUGACAACCGCACCUAUCAAGGCUUUUGGAACCCCCCUCUGGCCCCACGCAAAGGAUACAACAUCUACUUCCAGGCAAUGAGCAGCGUGGAGAAGGAAACUAAAACCCAGUGUGUACGAAUUGCUACAAAAGCAGCAGCAACAGAAGAACCAGAAGUGAUCCCAGAUCCUGCUAAGCAGACAGACAGAGUUGUGAAAAUAGCAGGCAUUAGUGCUGGGAUUUUGGUGUUCAUCCUCCUCCUCUUAGUUGUCAUAUUAAUUGUUAAAAAGAGCAAGCUUGCUAAAAAACGCAAAGAUGCCAUGGGAAACACACGGCAGGAGAUGACUCACAUGGUGAAUGCAAUGGAUCGAAGUUAUGCCGACCAGAGCACUCUGCAUGCAGAAGAUCCUCUCUCUAUAACCUUCAUGGACCAGCAUAAUUUUAGUCCAAGAUUGCCCAAUGAUCCACUUGUGCCGACUGCUGUGUUAGUCCCUAUAACUGAUGAGAAUCACAGUGCCACGGCAGAGUCCAGUCGCCUUCUGGAUGUACCUCGCUACCUCUGUGAGGGAACAGAAUCUCCUUACCAGACCGGGCAGCUGCACCCAGCCAUCAGGGUAGCUGACUUGCUGCAGCACAUUAACCUCAUGAAGACAUCGGACAGCUAUGGGUUCAAAGAGGAGUAUGAGAGCUUCUUUGAAGGCCAAUCAGCAUCUUGGGAUGUAGCAAAAAAAGAUCAAAAUAGAGCAAAAAACCGCUAUGGGAACAUUAUAGCAUAUGAUCACUCUAGAGUAAUUUUACAACCUGUGGAGGAUGAUCCUUCUUCAGAUUACAUCAAUGCCAACUACAUAGAUGGCUACCAGAGACCAAGCCAUUACAUCGCAACCCAAGGCCCAGUUCACGAAACGGUGUAUGAUUUCUGGAGGAUGGUCUGGCAGGAGCAAUCUGCCUGUAUUGUUAUGGUUACGAAUUUAGUUGAAGUUGGCCGGGUUAAAUGCUAUAAAUAUUGGCCUGAUGAUACUGAAGUUUAUGGUGACUUCAAAGUAACCUGUGUAGAAAUGGAACCACUUGCUGAAUAUGUGGUUAGGACAUUCACCCUGGAAAGAAGGGCGUACAAUGAAAUUCGUGAAGUGAAGCAGUUUCAUUUCACCGGCUGGCCUGACCAUGGAGUGCCAUAUCACGCUACAGGGCUUCUGUCCUUUAUCCGGAGAGUCAAGUUAUCCAACCCUCCUAGCGCCGGACCCAUCGUGGUGCACUGCAGUGCUGGUGCUGGACGAACAGGAUGCUACAUUGUGAUUGACAUCAUGCUGGACAUGGCUGAAAGAGAGGGUGUGGUUGACAUCUACAACUGUGUCAAAGCUUUAAGAUCUCGUCGCAUCAAUAUGGUCCAGACAGAGGAACAGUACAUUUUUAUUCAUGAUGCCAUUUUGGAAGCCUGUUUAUGUGGAGAAACUGCCAUACCUGUCUGUGAAUUUAAAGCUGCAUAUUUCGAUAUGAUUAGAAUAGAUUCCCAGACAAACUCUUCACAUCUCAAAGAUGAAUUUCAGACUCUGAAUUCAGUCACCCCUCGACUACAAGCUGAGGACUGCAGUAUAGCAUGCCUGCCAAGGAACCACGACAAGAACCGUUUCAUGGACAUGCUGCCACCUGACAGAUGUCUGCCUUUUUUAAUUACAAUUGAUGGGGAGAGCAGUAACUACAUCAAUGCUGCGCUUAUGGAUAGCUACAGGCAGCCAGCUGCUUUCAUCGUCACACAGUACCCACUGCCCAACACUGUGAAAGAUUUCUGGAGAUUAGUAUAUGAUUAUGGUUGUACCUCCAUAGUGAUGUUAAAUGAAGUCGACUUGUCCCAGGGCUGCCCCCAGUACUGGCCAGAGGAAGGGAUGCUGCGGUAUGGCCCUAUUCAAGUGGAAUGUAUGUCUUGCUCAAUGGAUUGUGAUGUGAUCAAUCGGAUUUUUAGGAUAUGCAAUCUAACCAGGCCCCAGGAAGGUUAUCUGAUGGUGCAGCAGUUUCAGUAUCUAGGGUGGGCUUCUCAUCGGGAAGUACCUGGAUCCAAGCGGUCGUUUUUGAAACUGAUACUGCAGGUAGAAAAAUGGCAGGAGGAAUGCGAGGAAGGAGAAGGGCGGACCAUCAUCCAUUGCUUAAACGGUGGCGGGCGAAGUGGCAUGUUCUGUGCUAUAGGCAUUGUUGUUGAGAUGGUAAAGCGGCAGAAUGUUGUAGAUGUAUUCCAUGCAGUGAAGACACUAAGAAACAGCAAGCCGAACAUGGUGGAAGCCCCGGAGCAGUACCGUUUCUGCUACGAUGUAGCUUUGGAAUACUUAGAAUCUUCUUAGUCGGGUGAGAAUUUCCACAGUGCAUCCACACAGAAACCUGUUCAUCUGUUGAGCCAGCAGCAGUUGUAACCUGUUACACCUGUGCAGAGAGAUUUUAAUGUGGGGGGUGGGAGGAUUUUACAUUUGAGAGGUAAAAGUAUUUUUCUUAUGAAGAUGUAUCUUAAUAAAAAAAAGAGAACUUGA